GCAGGAGCCGCGUUCGGGACGCGUUUGCACGAAGCGCACCGCGUGGGGGAGACUGGGUCGCCGCUGAGACCGCUCUGAAGACGGCGUCUGCGCGCGGGGCCGCCCCAGACUCCGCGGGGCGGGGGGCGCGAGUCGUUCGCGUGACCCACCCGCAAGCCCGACCCACAUGCAGAGGUUUUCUCCCGCUUUUCUCCUCGGAUCCUCUGUGUUUGUUACAACGGGGGGUGGGGGCUGCCCUCCUUCCCGGCGACCUCCCGGCCGUCCAGACCUUCCCCAGGUUAACAGCGAGUCCGCCCUAACGCACGUGGGACUCAUUUGCUUUUCAAAGUGUGGGCGGCCUGUCCGACAGUCCAGGCAGGCUUCUCUGACCCUCUGACCCGGACCCAGUUUUUAGUGUCGUCUUCCGUACAGCCAGGUCGGGAGCGGACCUCCUCUGUGGAAAUGUACCUGACUUUUAAUGCUCUUGAAGGUAAAAUAAAGGAUAGAUUUUCUACAGAACAUCAUACUGGAGGACGUGAAAGUCGCCUGUUUUCAGCAGCACAGUAGGGACAACUUGAGACGGUCUUUAAAGCAAUUAUUUUGGGGUGGUUUGUGUUGUUACAGAUCACAGCCCUGUUAGGAGGAAACCGGUGCUCUUCUAUGUUAGGAGCAAAUCCUCACUGAAUGGCCGAGGUCCCUUUAUUUGAGCACGAAGCAGACUUCUUGAUUCAUUUUCGUGUUGGUGAAAUGAGUUUCCUCCCAGCGAAAAACGCAAAACUGGGCAUGUGGGAAAGGAAGCCCAGAGUGGAAGGGGCUAAAAGGGGCCUCUGCCCAUUGAUAACUUCGAAUUUCUCCACUAGGAAGAAGUGCCCAGGCAAGAGAUUUUUGUUGUAUGACUUCAUGAAAAAUAGCGAAAUGUCAGGCUCUUCACCCUUUAAGAUGCGAUUAGUUCAUUUGGACCUUAAAGGAGCUCCACCAAAGGUCUCCUACCUCUCGGAGGUCUUUCCUCUGUUCCACGCCUUGGGCGCCAACGGGCUCCUCCUCGAGUAUGAAGACAUGUUUCCCUACGACGGCCGCCUCAGGCUGCUGAGAGCCAAGCACGCAUACAGCCCCCCUGAAAUCAAAGAGAUCCUACAUCUGGCUACACUGAACAAGCUAGAGGUCAUUCCGUUGGUGCAGACAUUUGGACACAUGGAGUUUGUGCUGAAGCACGAGGCUCUCGCUCACCUCCGAGAAGUGGCACUUUUCCCGAACACCCUGAACCCCCAUGAGGCGGAGGCCCUGGCGCUGGUGGGAGCCAUGGUCAGCCAGGUCAUGGAGCUGCACCCAGGCGCGCGGUGGUUCCAUGUCGGCUGCGACGAGGUCUAUUACCUUGGCGAGGGCGAGGCCUCGAGACGGUGGCUGCAGCAGGAACAUAACACCAAAGCGAGACUGUGUCUGUCCCACAUAAAGGCAGUGGCCUGCCACGUGCUGGCCCGGCACCCCGCCACGAGGCCCCUGGUGUGGGACGACAUGCUGCGGUCCAUCCCCGAGGACCAGCUCUCAGCAUCGGGGGUGCCGCAACUCGUGGAGCCUGUGCUCUGGGACUACGGGGCCGACCUAGACGUCCAUGGCAAAGCUCUUCUCAUGGAAAAGUACCGGAAGUGUGGUUUUCUACGGCUGUGGGCUGCCAGCGCCUUCAAGGGGGCCACAGGGGUGAGCCAGGCCCUGACCCCCAUCGAGCACCACCUCAGGAACAACGUGCAGUGGCUGCAGGUGGCGGCCCGUGGGCCUGUGGAUGUGCUCCAGGGCAUCGUCCUGACCGGCUGGCAGAGGUACGACCACUUCUCCGUGCUGUGCGAGCUGCUCCCCGUGGGAAUUCCGUCCCUGGCCGUCUGCCUGCAGUCGCUCCUACACGGAGGGUUUACCGAAGAUGUUAAAGCAAAAGUGGAGAACUUUCUCGGGAUUUCAAACCUAGAAGUAACUGAUUUUACAAGCGAGGGGCCCGGCUCCUUCCCUGGCAGCGACAUCCUGGCCCUCGUCACGCACGUCAGCCUCCACUUGCGCAGCUCCGUGGACUCGCUGCUGGAGAGGGACAGACUCUUUAAGGUUUCUCAAAGACGUUCUCUUAACCACCCCCGCCCCCGAGGCUGCCCAGCCAGCCGCAGUGGGCGCACCUGCAUGCGUGGGUCUGCCCCCAGGUACGUGAGCGGCUGGUUCAGCCCUUACCACCGCAGGCGGAAGCUCGUGCACCCCGUCAUGGUCCAGCACAUCCAGCCCCAGGCGCUCAGCCUGCUGGCCAGGUGGAGCGCCGUGGUGCGGGAGCUGGAGGCCGCCCUGCAUCGUGUCUUCUAUCCGGAUGCUGUGGAGGAGUGGCUGGAGGAGAACGUGCAGCCCAGCCUGAGGCGGCUACAAGCCUUGCUGCAGGACCUUAGAGAGGCGGCUACCGCCAGGCCGCACGUGGCUCAGGACCCCUGACGGGGUGGGUCGGGCACCCCGUCCAGCUGUGCCCAUCCUGGCGCUGGCGGCCCGCCUCCCCCUGUACGCCAGACUCCCUGCAACAGGCCACACCCAGGGAGCAGAGGGUUCUCGCUGGGCAAGACGAGUGGCGAGGUGCAGGGAAGACACGCUGAGGCCCGCCAGCGGAUCCACGUGUGGAACUUGAAAUACAACGGAGAGCGGGAGCUGGAACUGCUGCUGGUGG
This is a messenger RNA of Mustela lutreola (European mink), 2662 nucleotides long. RefSeq names its product hexosaminidase D (gene HEXD). The coding region runs from base 664 to 2436 and encodes 590 amino acids. Lineage: Eukaryota; Metazoa; Chordata; Mammalia; Carnivora; Mustelidae. The transcript has 12 exons. The record is from RefSeq and is a predicted model, not a curated record. Gene Ontology annotation, molecular function: hexosaminidase activity. Gene Ontology annotation, biological process: carbohydrate metabolic process.